Messenger RNA from Ascochyta rabiei, 462 nucleotides. RefSeq lists its product as uncharacterized. The coding region runs from base 1 to 462 and encodes 153 amino acids. The transcript has a single exon. The record is from RefSeq and is a predicted model, not a curated record. Lineage: Eukaryota; Fungi; Ascomycota; Dothideomycetes; Pleosporales; Didymellaceae.
AUGGUCAACUUCCACAUCACCGAGCCUCACCCUUCCGCCAAAUCCUACCUUUACUCUGGUCGCGGCGGCGCCGGCAAUGUCACUCGUGUCAAAGCCUCUGAGAUCACCGAUGGCCGCACCGCCACAGGACCAGCUUCUUGUGUCAAGCUCACACCUCCCCCUACUACUGGCUACUUUACCUCCGGCCGUGGUGGCGCUGGCAACAUGCGCACACACAAGGAGCGCGCCAUGUUCAGCUUCGACGAAGAGCUUGAGCAGCAGGAGCGUCUCCGAUCCCAGCAGGCUCCCGUUUACCACAUUGGUCGUGGCGGUGCUGGAAACCUCAUCGAUGAGAUGAAGCCCAAGAGCCAGCGCCAGAACUCUGCGAGCUCGAACAGCUCUGUUGAAAGCGAGAAGGAUGGCGUUCGCAGGAGUCUGGAGAGGUGGAGCAGCCGUUUGUCGAGGAAGGUCUCCAACUACUAG